AUGUAUUCCAAAGAUUAUGUUAAACACUUAGAUGAUGAGUUCCAAGCAAAAACCCAGAAUGUUGAAAUUCCCCAGAGCCCUGAUCAAAUAAACCUGUCACCCUCUUCAUCCCCUAAUGACAAUUCAUUACCUACUGAUAUCCAGAGUAAUUCUGAUGUAAAUAAUAUUGUUGAUCCUGACAACCACAGUAUAGACGAUAAUCCGAGUAAAUCUGCUGUCAAUCCGAGUACUUCUGCUGAUGAUAAUCCGAAUCCAACUACUUCUGCUGUUGUUAAUCCGAGAGAUUCUGCUGCUGCUAAUCUGAGAAAUUCUAUUGCUGUUAAUCCGAGAAAUUCUACUGCUGUUAAUCCGAGAAAUUCUACUGCUGUCAAUCCGAAUAAUUUUGAUGCUGAUAAUCUGAGUACCGAGAAUAUGAAUGGUCUUACUGCUUCAACUAGCCUGAAUAAGGAACUGAAAACCUUGCUCUUAGAAGCCAAGAAGAAAAGAAGAAACUGUAAAGCUGCUAUUACCAGACUAGGGAAAGUACUAGAUAGACUGAUUAAUGAAAAAAGGGGAAUAGAAGAAAUCCAAGAAAUAGUUUUGAAAAUAGACACUGCAUUUGAUAAUCUGGUGGAAACACAUACUGCAUAUACUCAAAUGAUAGAUGACGAGGAUGAAUUUGAAACUGCAGAAAUUUGGUUGGAUGAUGUGCAAAACCAGGUCACAACAUUAAAAAUGUAUUCCAAAGAUUAUGUUAAACACUUAGAUGAUGAGUUCCAAGCAAAAACCCAGAAUGUUGAAAUUCCCCAGAGCCCUGAUCAAAUAAACCUGUCACCCUCUUCAUCCCCUAAUGACAAUUCAUUACCUACUGAUAUCCAGAGUAAUUCUGAUGUAAAUAAUAUUGUUGAUCCUGACAACCACAGUAUAGACGAUAAUCCGAGUAAAUCUGCUGUCAAUCCGAGUUCUUCUGCUGAUGAUAAUCCGAAUCCAACUACUUCUGCUGUUGUUAAUCCGAGAGAUUCUGCUGCUGCUAAUCUGAGAAAUUCUAUUGCUGUUAAUCCGAGAAAUUCUACUGCUGUUAAUCCGAGAAAUUCUACUGCUGUCAAUCCGAAUAAUUUUGAUGCUGAUAAUCUGAGUACCGAGAAUAUGAAUGGUCUUACUGCUUCAACUAGCCUGAAUAGUAAUUCUAGGUCUACCUUUUUGUUCAGCAUAUACUAG
This is a messenger RNA of Lottia gigantea (owl limpet), 1197 nucleotides long. RefSeq lists its product as hypothetical. NCBI's taxonomy places the organism in Eukaryota, Metazoa, Mollusca, Gastropoda, Lottiidae. The coding region runs from base 1 to 1197 and encodes 398 amino acids. The record is from RefSeq and is a predicted model, not a curated record. The transcript has 3 exons.